Messenger RNA from Macrosiphum euphorbiae (potato aphid), 309 nucleotides. The record is from the annotation of a GenBank genome assembly. Lineage: Eukaryota; Metazoa; Arthropoda; Insecta; Hemiptera; Aphididae.
AUGGUACGGUAUGAAGGCCAGGCCUUCUAUCCCAUGUACAGAUUAUCAUCAAUCAGCCAGUUUUCAAUCACUGCUGAAUCUCCCGGCUCACUAGCUGAUGCCGUGUGGGGAAUGGGCUACUGGCCCGCAACAGGAACAUCUGAUGAUCUUCUAGUACCAUGUUUCGAUAUGGAGGCAAUACGAUCUGCUCCUAUCCAUAGGCAAGGUUCAAUUUGUUCAACGAUUGGCAUAGAUGUGAACAUACCUCCUCCACCUGAUGAACCGUCACAUAGAGGACAUACGACUCCCGUUGGAAUUUGUUGUACCUAA